Molecule: messenger RNA, 1481 nt
Organism: Loxodonta africana (African savanna elephant)
Lineage: Eukaryota; Metazoa; Chordata; Mammalia; Proboscidea; Elephantidae
Product: olfactory receptor 5M5-like
Exons: 1
Coding region: 218-1156 (312 amino acids)
Biological process (GO): sensory perception of smell; G protein-coupled receptor signaling pathway
Cellular component (GO): membrane
Molecular function (GO): G protein-coupled receptor activity; odorant binding; olfactory receptor activity
Source: RefSeq, a predicted model, not a curated record
AAUGUGUGUAUAUAUAUAUAUAUAGAAUAUUACAUUAAUGUAAUUGUCUAAAAUAUCAGUCACAUGCUCACUAGGUUAUUUCCUUAUGCUGCAUACAUUUACAAGUUGAGAGAAAAGACUAUCAGACCGCAUGACGGGGAUAAUGGAUAAAUGACAAAAAAAAAAAAAGUAUUUUUAUUUCAUUUUCUUUAGAUUUUAUUAGAAGCCAAGGAACACGAUGUUAAAGAAAAACCACUCCGACGUGACUGAAUUUAUUCUCCUGGGCCUGACUGACCGAGCUGAGCUGCAGCCUAUACUUUUUGUGGUAUUACUAGUGAUCUAUCUUAUCACAGUAACAGGCAAUGUCAGCAUGAUUUUUUUAAUUAGAAGUGACUCAAAACUGCACACGCCAAUGUACUUUUUCCUCAGUCACCUCUCCUUUGUAGAUCUCUGUUAUGCCACCAAUGUCACUCCGCAGAUGCUGGUUAAUUUCUUAUCUGAGAGAAAAACUAUUUCUUUCAUUGGUUGCAUCAUACAAUUCCACUUUUUCAUUGCCCUGGUCAUCACAGAUUAUUAUAUGCUUACAGUGAUGGCUUAUGACCGCUACAUGGCCAUCUGCAAACCCUUGUUAUAUGGUAGCAAAAUGUCCAAAUGUGCCUGCAACUCUCUGGUCGCUGCUCCUUACAUUUAUGGCUUUGCAAAUGGACUGGUACAGACUGUACUGAUGCUACGUCUGUCCUUCUGUGGACCCAAUGAGAUCAACCACUUUUACUGUGCAGACCCACCUCUCAUGGUCCUCGCCUGCUCGGAUACCUACGUCAAAGAAACUGCCAUGUUUGUGGUGGCUGGAUCCAACCUCACCUGUUCUCUCACCAUCAUCCUCAUCUCCUAUAUUUUCAUCUUCACUGCCAUCCUGCGCAUCCGCUCUGCUGAGGGGAGACGUAAAGCCUUCUCCACCUGUGGGUCCCAUCUCACUGCGGUUACCGUCUUUUAUGGAACUCUGUUCUGUAUGUAUCUGAGACCCCCUUCUGAGGCAUCUGUAGAACAGGGGAAAAUUGUAGCUGUUUUUUAUAUCUUUGUGAGUCCUAUGUUAAACCCUUUGAUCUAUAGCCUGAGAAACAAAGAUGUUAAAAGAGCAAUAAGGAAAGUUAUCCAAAAGAAAUUGUUUGUUAAAUAAGUAGAUAUUUUGGACACAGGUACCUAAUAUAUCUUUAUCAACUGGGCAAUUAAUGAGCGUUUUUAAUUAGCAAGUCCCGUCCUGUCAUCGAGAAUUUUUUGCUUUCUUAUGUCAUAUACGACUUUGGGGAGCGUGUCAAAUUAUUUGGUAGAGUUUACAGAGCCAUCUCAGUGAAUAAAGACACAUACACACAUACAGAAACAGCAACAAAUACUGCUUAGGAAUUCAAAUAGAAGACUGAAAGUUAUUGUUAUUGCUCCAUAGAAUCAAUAAACAGAUGACUGCAUCCAUAGUACUAAAACCUAUGCGAAAUUUCCGCAUGCUG